Molecule: messenger RNA, 1767 nt
Organism: Ciona intestinalis (vase tunicate)
Lineage: Eukaryota; Metazoa; Chordata; Ascidiacea; Phlebobranchia; Cionidae
Cellular component (GO): membrane
Source: RefSeq, a predicted model, not a curated record
GCGGCGUUAUUCGUCGCCUUAAAGCGAAUUUUCCAGAAAAACAACAUAAAGCGAGAGUGUAUAUUAGAUAUUUAAAGUUUAGACAUAAGUACGGAGUAACAUGAUCUCAUAAAUCUAUAUUUGCAGCAAAGUAAGAUGCAAGGAACAUCAGUGUUAAUGUAUUUUGAAAUAUUGUUUAUCUAAUCGACUGCGAAUGGAGGAAAGCCAUAACCACGUCACUCCAGACCCAUUACCGGGACCCGAUGUAUUGGGAAGUCGUCCACCGAAGCAAUUUCAUACUCGAAUAGUUUGGCUUGGCGUGGUGCAACUCGUUCUUGGACUCCUGAUUCUGUUCAUUGGGAUUUUGGAUCUCGCGUUUAGUUUUGUUGCAUUCGAUGUAUUUUAUCUCGCCAAGGUCGGUGCUGGAAUAUGGAUAGGAAUAGCGGUAAUUGCCACAGGCUGCGUAGGCGUUGUGACGUCACGAUCCCAGCUUCGAAGGCACACAACGCUCAUUUUGUUUCUCUGCUUGUCGGCCAUCAGUUUGGUUUUCUGCAUUGUUUUGAUAAGUAUUGCAAUCUCUGAGAUGGUCUCUGGUGCUUUUGCCGAGGGUACUAUGGAGCAGCAACAAAAAGACCAAGGCAUAACCGACAUGUCUGCAUGCUUUAACCAAACUAGUACCGAUAGUGGCAACAACACUCGCUGUAUUUCAAAAACUACCUUUAACCAGAAGACUGCGUCUGCUGCAAUGGCUAUAGUAUUCGGAUUGUUGGAAUUGCUGACCAGUUUCUACAGCAUUGUAAUCACGAAACAAAUUAUUGAUCGAGAGUUCGGGACCUGGAACCUAUUUACCCAAGGGCUGAACGAAUCAGUAGGCACAGGAAGGGACCUAACGCUCCCUGGAAUGACGGUGUCGGAUUAUUUCGGAAGACACGAUGCCGAAGACGGUGGUGUAACCGGUCCGUACAACCAUGUAGAAGAACACCAAUCUACUAAUUUGCACGGUUCAAGCAGGACUGGUUCACAGAGGCACGUGCAGAACCAAUCGGUCUCAUCACGAGAGUUUCCAGACUCGGAACAAUUUCGGUCACACUUGGAAGUUAUCAACAAUCAAUACUGAUUAACUGAAUUGUUUUAUAUGCGACGCGAAACUAUAUACAUGGAAGAGUUACCACAGACGUAUGGUUCGCAGUUCCCGCAGCACUGUGGUUUGUGCUGGCACGGCGCAAAGCACUUAUAACUGCCGUGGCCUGUCUCGUUAUCAAAAACUGCGUUAUUUGUAAUGUACAUUAUUAACGUCAAUGUAUGCAUUUACUUUAUACACAACAAUUUGUAUCUGUCAGCACCGUGUUGUAAACGUUACUUACUCCAUGUUUUACAAAUAAGAUCAAUGCACUUUAUUGGUGGUUUUUUAUUCGUGAAAUAGUAUCGAUGAAUGAUUUUUUUAAUAAGCUAAACACUUGAAAUGUGCAUUUAUACAACACAAACUUUAGCACCAUGAAUAAGAUUUCCUCGGCUGUUAAAACAACUUUUAAGUAUGAAUUACAUUUUAGCGCCACAAGGAUUUAAAAACAGCAUGAUUGAUUGAUAUCCAAUGGUAAUUUAGAAAGUUUACAAUGUUUUAACAUUUGCAAACUUCCAAAUGGCAGUAGUCCCCAUGACACAACUCUACAUGAUGGUAAGAAGUGAAUUAAAAACUAAAUUCACAAAAUCAUUGUAUCAGUUUUUCACUGGCUGAGUACUAACGUAUACAAACAGCACAAUGAAAGAAAUAAGGAUGGCCAAAAACGG